AUGUUGGUCGUGUUCAAACUUGUCGUUCGUGUGGUUGAAUGGGGCAGGCAGGUGGUUCUCUUCCUAUCGGGCGACACGGCUUUGACAAGUAUGGGUUCAAAAAUGGAAUCGUACGAAGAUCUGAACAAGUUCGCAUUUGUUCUGUACUUCGGGCCAAUGAAGAAAUUUGAGGUGGUGGACGCGAAGAGGCUGUACGUGCUAAGUGGAAACCGCAGGAGGCACUACGACCAUCGCACCGACGAAGCACAGGCCAAGAAUCUGAGUGUCGCUGCAACUGAUUCUGCAGGAAAAACUUUGACCAGAUGCCAUGUGCUGCUCACAGGAGCAUCAGCUGACGACGUGAGGGCCGAAUUGAAUUUGGCAAAGGCUCAAAAUAUAAGGCUUUCCUGCCCUCCAAGAAAGUCGAUUGGGCCCAUUACUUUCCCUGUGGAGGAUUUCUUAAUGGAGGAGGAGCGGCAGGCUGCUAAGAACAAGCUGAAAUCUUAUAACUCGGCUAAGCUUAAGGCCAAGAACGACAAGCACUCCAAUAUUGUAAAGAGGUCUCUGUUUAAGAAGCCCCAGCAUAGCAGCACCCCAAUUAAAUGUAAAGAUAACGGAAAACGAUCUCCAAAGAAAAAUAAGUGCACUGUUGAAAAUAAUAAUGCUCCAGGUAUUAAACAUACGGAAGAAGCUGCUCCUAAAGCAGACAUAGUAUUGGAGGAGCCUCCAACUGUUACUCAUGGAAGUGGCAAUGGAAAUAUUAGUACCGACGCCAUCAAAACCUCUGCAGACAUGACUUCAGGGAAUCAGUUGAAAUCCCUGUCAACUGAACUUUCAACAGGGAUUCCUACUGCUGGAAGCAACAAUGGGCAUGCGUCCAAAUCAUCCAAGACUUCCAGUCACGACAUAACUCCAUUAGAGAGCCAACUCAAGUCAUUGUCAACCGAACUUGCAGAAAAAGUCGAGAAUGACAAGCUGAUUCACUCAAAGAUACUGGACAACUUGAAAGACAUUUCAUCGAAGUUAGAUCUUAUCAGUGGUGGUGAACACUCACGACGCCAAAAAAACAAGUGUGCCAUUCAAUCUUUGGAAACUUUAGUCUCCGAAGCAGCUGUAAACCCUAUUCCACACGACAAGGUUUAUAUAGGUGGUGAUAGAUACAUUGCUAAAAAGUCUAUGGUGGACACCGAAAAAUUAACUACAUACAAAGCCAGGCUAAGGAAAGCUUUAGAACUAAUUUUAGUACAUCCUGAAUCAUAUAAUCUCACUGGAGCAGAUGGGAUGAAAAAAGUGUCAGAGCAGCAAGUGGAGGCAACAAAAAAUUUCCUACAAGCUUUGAAUUGGAAAUCCUUCAAUUUGAAGCCAAUGAAGGUCGGUAAGAAAGUUUUCCAGCCUCAUACGGAUGACUUUGUAAGGCGUUCCAUGAGCAAGUAUCUCUGUGAAAUCAGCAUAAAACCAAAGAAGACCAAGAAAGACAGUGAUUCAGAAAAUGAAGAAGAUGAAGAUGGCAGAAAGAGAAAGAAAAAUAGAGUAGACGGAGAGAUUGAUGACGAAGAAGAUGAAGAAGUAGAAACUAGAAAGAAGGCAAAGAAGAGGAAUGAAAUUGAUGACGAAGAGGAUGAAGAAGAAGAAAUUAGAAAGAGGGCAAAGAAUAACAGUGACAAUGAGAAUUCUGAUGAUGGUGACAAUCAGGACAUUACUAUCAGUUCUGAUUGUUCAUUCCUGAAGUAAUGUGAAAUUCUUGAUCUAGUCCUCUUUGAAUUUGAUGAUUGUUGUAACUUAGCUGAUUGAUCUGUCCAAGACUAUCAUUUAUUUUGUUAUCUACUUCUUAGAACAAAAUUUGUCACCAAAACCACAAAUAAUGACAAAUGUUGUUUGUAAAAACCUUGUUAACUUCCAGAUCUUGCCCCGCAUAUUUAAUUACCAGUUUAAACUAAUCUUCUUUCCUAUAAGAUUAUUGUUUUAAGUCAUUUGUUACGCAGCAAAGUUAUUCUUUUGUUUGCCUAAGUAACGACCAGUUACUUGGUUUGCCAAAGCAAUAUGUUA
Frankliniella occidentalis (western flower thrips) is the source of this 2025-nucleotide messenger RNA. Its product is annotated as glutamic acid-rich protein. The transcript is spliced from 9 exons. Bases 1 to 1710 code for a protein of 569 amino acids. The record is from RefSeq and is a predicted model, not a curated record. Lineage: Eukaryota; Metazoa; Arthropoda; Insecta; Thysanoptera; Thripidae.